AUGAGGAAUUCCAGGCUUUCCCCGGGUGGGGGGGGUGAAGCUUUCAGGGUUUUUUUUGGGUUGGAGUUGGGGGUAUGGUAUGUGGUGGUUUUUCUUAGGUUGGGUGUUUGGUUGUUUUGUGGGGGGGGGGAAAUUUUUUGGGUGCCCCCCCCCCCCGGGGUGACCGGGCCCUGUGCGUCCGCUCAUUUUCGUGGGUGCCCGAGGUGGGGGCCCCAGCAGCAGGGGGGGGGCCCAAGGGGGUGGUCAUUUUAUGCUUGGAGUGGUGGGUUUUUCCCCCCCAAGCCCCCCGUGGUGGGGAGGGGCCUUCCGGGGUUUUCCUCCUAUUCCACGGGGUUCACUUUCCCCACCCCGUUGGAUCCCCCCCCCGGGGCCCCGGGGGCCCGGGGCAGCCCGGGUCCCCGUGGGGUGUAA
This is a messenger RNA of Knipowitschia caucasica, 411 nucleotides long. Lineage: Eukaryota; Metazoa; Chordata; Actinopteri; Gobiiformes; Gobiidae. The record is from the annotation of a GenBank genome assembly.